AUGUCUGCUCCUGACGCAUCCCAAAUCACUGAGUCUUUGGACAACUUGAACCUUGACUCUAACGCCCCUGCCCAGACCGAGGCCACCGAGGCUUCUGCUCAGGGUGAAGGUGAGGCUGUGGCCGACACCUCGGCCUCUUUGUACGUGGGUGAGUUGAACCCAUCUGUCUCUGAGGCUGCUCUUUUCGAAAUCUUCUCCCCAUUGGGUCAGGUUUCUUCCAUCAGAGUUUGCCGUGACGCUGUUUCCAAGAAGUCCUUGGGUUACGCGUACGUGAACUACCACAAGCACGAGGAUGGAGAGCGUGCUUUGGACGAGUUGAACUACUCGCUCAUUGAGGGCAGACCAUGCCGUAUUAUGUGGUCCCAGAGAGACCCAGCCUUGAGAAGAAACGGUGACGGCAACAUCUUCAUCAAGAACUUGCACCCUGACAUCGACAACAAGGCUUUGCACGACACCUUCUCUGCUUUCGGUCGUGUCUUGUCUUGUAAGGUUGCCACCGAUGAGGCUGGUAACUCCAAGGGUUUCGGUUUCGUUCACUACGAGACCGCUGAGGCUGCCGAGGCUGCCAUUGAGAACGUCAAUGGUAUGUCCUUGAACGACCGUGAGGUGUACGUGGGCAAGCACUUCACCAGAAAGGACCGUGAGUCUUACUUUGAGGAGUUGAAGGCUAACUUCACCAACGUGUUCGUCAAGAACUUUGGUCCUGAGUACACCGAGGACGAGUUGAAGAACUUGUUCUCUACUUACGGUAACAUCACCUCCGUCCACUUUGAGAAGGACAACGAGGGUAAGUCCAAGGGCUUCGGUUUCGUCAACUUCGAGGCUCACGACUCUGCCGUCAAGGCUGUUGAGGAGCUCAACGACAAGGAGAUCAACGGUCAGAAGAUCUACGUCGGCAGAGCCCAGAAGAAGAGAGAGAGAAUGGAGGAGUUGAAGAAGCAGUACGAGUCUACUCGUUUGGAGAAGUUGUCCAAGUACCAGGGUGUCAACUUGUUCGUCAAGAACUUGGACGACAGCCUCACCUCCGAGCAGUUGGAGGAGGAGUUCAAGCCUUUCGGUACUAUCACCUCUGCCAAGGUUAUGGUUGACGAUGCCGGUAAGUCCAAGGGCUUCGGUUUCGUGUGCUUCUCCACCCCAGAGGAGGCCACCAAGGCUAUCACCGAGAUGAACCAGCGUAUCAUCCUCGGCAAGCCUUUGUACGUUGCUCUUGCCCAGCGUAAGGAGGUCAGAAGAUCCCAGAUGGAGCAGCAGAUCCACGCUCGUAACCAGAUGAGAAUGCAGAACGCUGCCGCUGGUGGUAUGCCAGGUCAGUUCAUGCCUCCUAUGUUCUACGGCCAGCAGCCAGGUUUCUUCCCUGGUAACGGCAGAGGUGGCAACGGUCCAUUCCCACCAAACCCUCAGAUGAUGAUGCCAAGAGGUCAGAUGCCUCCUCCUCAGGGUCAGUGGCCAAGAGCUGGUCCAAACGGCCAGCCAGUGCCUAUGUACGGCAUGCCACCAAUGUACGGUGGUGAGUUCCAGGGUCCUAACGGCCGUCAGCAGAGAGGUGGUUUCCCACCUCAGCGUGGCCAGAAGGGUGGUCCUAACAAGGCCAGAGACUUGGCUGCCAUCAUUGCCUCUGCUCCAGCUGAGCAGCAGAAGAGAAUCUUGGGUGAGGAAUUGUACCCUAAGAUUGUCUCCACCGGUAAGGCCGACGAGCCUGAGGCCGCUGGUAAGAUCACCGGUAUGAUGUUGGACUUGGAGAACCAGGAGAUCUUGGCUUUGUUGGAGGACGACGAGUUGUUUAGCACCCACUUUGAGGAUGCCUUGACCGCUUACGAGGACUACAAGAAGUCUUCUGAGGAGGCCACCGAGGCCUAG
Candidozyma duobushaemuli is the source of this 1857-nucleotide messenger RNA. Its product is annotated as polyadenylate-binding protein. Lineage: Eukaryota; Fungi; Ascomycota; Pichiomycetes; Serinales; Metschnikowiaceae. Gene Ontology annotation, molecular function: RNA binding. The coding region runs from base 1 to 1857 and encodes 618 amino acids. The transcript has a single exon. Gene Ontology annotation, cellular component: ribonucleoprotein complex. The record is from RefSeq and is a predicted model, not a curated record.